Messenger RNA from Lasiodiplodia theobromae, 1983 nucleotides. RefSeq lists its product as uncharacterized. Gene Ontology annotation, biological process: DNA-templated transcription; regulation of DNA-templated transcription. The coding region runs from base 1 to 1983 and encodes 660 amino acids. Gene Ontology annotation, molecular function: DNA-binding transcription factor activity, RNA polymerase II-specific; zinc ion binding; DNA binding. The transcript is spliced from 6 exons. The record is from RefSeq and is a predicted model, not a curated record. NCBI's taxonomy places the organism in Eukaryota, Fungi, Ascomycota, Dothideomycetes, Botryosphaeriales, Botryosphaeriaceae. Gene Ontology annotation, cellular component: nucleus.
AUGGAAAGUCAACAACAACAGCAGCCCAAAAAGCGACGUGUUGUCACGGCCUGUGCCGAAUGCCAUCGUCGCAAACAAAAGUGCGACCGCAAGAAGCCGUGCAAUGUCUGCUUAGCGCGCGAGGUUCCAGACAAGUGCUUUUAUGGAGAGGUCGCCCAGGAUGUUGGUGCGCCGCUCCCAAGAAGCACCGGAAAUCAGGACAAGCAAGGCUAUUCCGCCCUAGAGGGGGCGACAGCUUUCGGCGACUUGAAGAAGAUCUUGGAAGGAGACAACUUUUUCCGCGUGGCUACAUCGAACAACAAUCGGACACAGUAUGCUGAUGAGGCUGAGACCAAAUACCUUGCAUUCAUCAAAAAUCUGCCCACCAAGGCCAUCGUCGAAGAGCUCACCGAAGUGUAUUUCGUUGAGAGCAAUUGGUCCUAUCCCAUUGCCGAACGCCCCUUCUUCAACGAGCUAUUUACGAGCUGGUUCGCCCUGAAUUCUACGACCACCCGAUACACCGGCCCAAAGGGCGUGUCUCGCGACAUCCAGUAUUUCGGCGCUCUUUUGUUCCAAGUCUGCGCAAUGGCUCUGCAACUCAUCCCACCAAAUGCGCCCUGCCUCAAAGAACUCUCUGUAGCGAACGCGACAGAAUGUGACCGGCUUUCUCAGAAAUUCAGCGACAUCGCUAUGGAGAUCAUGAAUCUUCUGGGACGUCAUGAUCCCACUCUUAGUGCAGUGCAGACCGACUUUCUCAGAGCUGUGUGGCUGAAAAACUCCUCGCGUGGAACUGAAGCAUGGCAUGCUCUGAAUGACGCAAUCAUACAAGCUCAGGAGAUCGGUCUGCAUCGCCAGGCCGAAAUUCAACAAUCCACAUGUCUGGAAGAAACCCUGAAACAACUCUGGUACGACGAGCAUAAGAGACGGAUCUGGAUCGUCCUAUUCUCUUGGAACAGUUUCAUGGCUUGGGUUUUGGGUCGCCCGCGGCAGAUCAACAUCAGCGACUGCGACAUUAGAACCCCGAUGGAUUGCAACAUUCCCAAUGACCCGUCAAGUAAAGUCCCACUGGCAACCCCACCGUCUGGCGAUGACGAUAUGCCAUCUCUUUUCUCCAGCACUAUCGUCCAGUAUGAACUCUCAAAGAAAGUCCACGAGAUGCGAGAAAUGAUGGCAGACAAGCCCUAUACGAGAGACUACGGCAUCGUUUGGAACUUUCACAAACAGAUCCUAUCAAUAAUGGCCAGUGCUCCACCUCUCGUCAGACCGGAAAACCCAGACACAUCCUUCGACCAGAAGUACCCGGUUCUACCCACAAAAAGGUGGCAGAUCAUUAGCGUGGCGCACAACAUGAUCAUGGUUCUCCAUCGAUCCCAUAUGGCAAUUCAUGUUGAAAGUCGACGAGCUGCCGUGCAAGCAGCACUCAACGUCCUGAACGCGCAGGAGCGCUACUUUUCUAUAAGCAAACCUCAUCACUACAAGCUGUUUGGACUCACUUUUUACACAAUCGACUCCUGUAUCAUGCUUUCGGCGAUCAUAGUCAUGUAUCCUCCUGCGGAUGAUGAGGUAAAGAAGCGGAUAAACGAAGCAUUGCAAAAAGCCCUCAGCAGACUCAACAUCAUGGCAAAGAGCAAUCCUACAGCGAAUUCAGGACUACAGGUAGUUCGCACCUGCUACGAGAAAGUUAAAGAGAUCCUGAAAAUCGGCGGAACAAAGUCUACCGGAUCGGGUGAUUCAGGCGAAUCAUGGUGGUCCGGCGAUACGCUUGCCGAAUCUUCCUCGUCCCAGCUCCCGAGAAACCUUGCGGAUGGGACUGUGCCGGAAUUUGCACCUGGACUGAACGAUACUCUGGCGCCUCUGGAUGAGAACCUCCCAUCUAUGGCCUUUUGGGACAAUGCCAAUACGUUCGACUCAACUUACUGGCUCAACAACAUGAAUCAGAUCCCGGAUCUUGCGCCAGAUCACGACCCUGAUAAUGCGAGUACUUGGGACUCGCUGCUGCUCUAG